Lodderomyces orthopsilosis Co 90-125 is the source of this 1230-nucleotide messenger RNA. It is a transcript of the gene PTC2, whose product is annotated as type 2C protein phosphatase. Gene Ontology annotation, biological process: protein dephosphorylation. The transcript has a single exon. Bases 1 to 1230 code for a protein of 409 amino acids. The record is from RefSeq and is a predicted model, not a curated record. Gene Ontology annotation, molecular function: cation binding; protein serine/threonine phosphatase activity. Lineage: Eukaryota; Fungi; Ascomycota; Pichiomycetes; Serinales; Debaryomycetaceae.
AUGGGACAGAUUCUAUCGCAACCAAUUACUGAAAAGCACUCCGAAGAGGGUCAGGACAAGUACUUGGCAUAUGGUUUGUCAAGUAUGCAAGGUUGGAGAAUCAAUAUGGAGGACGCCCAUGCUACGGUUUUAGACUUGAAUAAAUUUGCUGAUGACGAAGAAAACAAAGAUGAUGAAGACAAAGAUGCGGAGGAUAAAGCUGAAAAUGACAAAUCUGGUGUGGCCAAAAGCGAAUCGAAACCUGUAGAAAAUGCUGACUAUGUCGCGUUUUUUGGUGUCUAUGAUGGGCAUGGUGGAGAAAAGGCUGCUUUAUUUACCGGAGAGCAUUUACACAAGAUUAUAAGAGCCACUUCUCUGUACCAAGGAAAAGACUACACCAAUGCGUUGAAACAAGGAUUUUUGGAUUGUGACCAAGCCAUAUUAAAAGAUAUCUACAUGCGUGAUGAUGAUAGUGGUUGUGCUGCCACUACAGUACUCAUCACACCUGAACAAAUCUUUUGUGGUAACGCCGGAGACUCGCGUACAAUUAUGUCGGUCAAUGGUGUAGCCAAAGCUCUUUCAUUUGAUCACAAACCGUCUUUAGAAGGAGAAAAGUCGCGUAUAAUGGCCGCAGGAGGAUACGUGGAUGCCGACAGAGUCAACGGAAAUUUGGCUCUUUCGCGAUCGAUUGCUGAUUUUGAAUUUAAAAAGUCAGUGGAUCUUCCACCAGAAGAGCAAGUUGUCACAUGUUACCCCGAUGUUAUCACCCAUAAAAUAAAUUUAGAACUGGACGAAUUUGUCGUGUUAGCUUGUGAUGGUAUCUGGGACUGUAUGCACCCUCAACAAGUUAUUGAUUUUAUAAGGAAAGCGAUUCGUGAAGACAAAACACUCGAGAAAAUUUGUGAAGAAAUCAUGGAUCUUUGUUGCUCACCCACUUCUGACGGCUCUGGUAUAGGUUGUGAUAAUAUGUCGAUAGUCAUUGUGGCUCUAUUGCGCGAUGGAGAAGGUAUUGAAGGUUGGAAAAAGAGGUUGACUGAGAGAAUUGGUGACAAAGAUUUUGGGGAUUCAUUCUUGAAACCAGAGCACCCAAGGUGUGGCAGAAUUGAAGAUGGUGGCGAGGAAGAGGAACCGGAGACUGGUGCUACUAUUUCCUUAGAGCAGUUGUUAUCAGGGAAUGCUGUUACAACUGAAAAUGGUGUUGUUUAUUUGGAUACAGCUUCAGCUCAGUCGUUGUUGGAGAGAUUUAAAUAG